UAUGAUUAUUUUUCUCCUUUACUUUCAUGUACAACUUUUCAGGUACAAUAACGUGGCACUCCACCCAUCACAACACCUGAGUGUUCUCUGACUAAUCAGAUUAUUCUGGUUGGCAGUCUUCCUGGUCACAGCUGUUGGUCCCUUUUCCCUUCUGCUGUCUCUGGCAAAAUAUAUGUAAAGGACUAUUAGGAUACGUUGUAUGGAAACAGAAAAGUCUUCCCUUUGCAAGCUGUUUCUCGCCUGCCAAAAUAGCAGUGCAUAAUGCGCGUUUUGGGGCGAAUUGUCCCUCGGCGUACACCGUAGUGACUCCACAGACACGGCUGCUCCACGUAAAUAUUAUUAAUACUUGUUUUCAGAAUGUGAAAUGUAUGCCAAGCGCAGAGCCAAAACGUGGGAAAUAUCCGAAUCGGAGGGCAGCGACGUUGAAUCGAAACCGAGUUCAAACCAAGACGUGAGCAGCCAAAUAUCAACAGGGGACGGAAAAUCUGCUCAGGCUUGUGUUUUAUCGGCUCCGCGACCGGAUGGCUCCUGCACGCCGAGCCCAGCACGCAAACGCCGCACAAAGGAGGAGGUAGAGAUUGACAGGCAGAGAGGGGAGGAGAGGAGGGAGGCGAGGGAGAGACAGAGAGCAGCGAAGGCCCGGGAGAGAGAAGAGAGGAGGCAGGAGCAGCAGAGGAGGAGAGAGGCCGCCCAGAGCCUCAAGAGUCUCCGGCCGGAGAACUGCAUCAAGGCGCUCACUGUCCGCAUAGAUCCAGCUCUUUUACAGCAGAAUGGCUCAGACUUCCUGCUGGACACUCUGGCAGAGCUGGACUGGAAGUUUCACAUUGAGAGUCAACAGCUGGCUCACAGCAUCACCUGGAGCAGGGACCCCCCUCAGCAGGGCGACGGAGGCCAGGUCACCGUGCAGGAGGAGCAAGUGCUGGUGGUCCUGACGCUGUCUGACUUCAUGGAUGUCGUGAUAUCAGUGAAAAAAAUGCUGGACAGUGAAGAGCUGGAGGAAGGGAUGGGGGCUGUCCUGAAUCCUCUUCUGGAGCUUCGGAAUCGAGAUGCCAAGAAGUUGGUCAGUCUGUUGGUAACAGACUGUGAGCCUGAUCCCAGGACAAAUCAUUUACCAGAACAGCUGCUUCAAUCCAGACUGGGGCUGGCAAAUGUGGACAUUCAAGAGGUGCUCGUGUACCUCCAGCUCUACAAAAACAUCUCAUUGGUGUUCUUGGCAGGCUGGCAGGAUGUCACUGACCACGUGUGUGCCGUCACAAAGGCUUUGUCAAAACGCCCUUUCAAACUCCUAACAGAGCGGUCAGAGCUGCCCUUCUGCGUGGACGGCUCCUGGGCCAGCGGGGCUCGGGCGGAGAGGGACGGCUCGGGGCUGAUCCAGGUGUGGAGCCGGCAGAUCCAGCAGCUGAACCGGGUCAGCGCCGCCGCGGCCUCGGCCGUCACCGCCUCCUACCGGUCACCCCAGCUGCUGCUGCAGGCUUACCAAAACUCGGGAUCGGAGGAGGAGAAGAAGGGCAUGUUGGCCGGCCUUCCGGUGAAAAGCGGCGGCAAAGAGAGGCGUAUUGGUCCAGAGAUAUCAGCCAGAAUCUACCGCUGCCUCACAGCCCACAACCCUCAGCUGGUGCUGGACUAAUGUGUUUACAGAAAUGUGAGCUAUAGAUGUUGCCGAGGGAGAAAUCUGCUUUGUAAUUACAAGGAUGUGGAUGUUAUUUAUACAGAUUUAUACGUUUAUUUAUUAGUUAGUUAUAUAAUAAAAUGGUUGCUUUGUUUAAAAAGAUAUACGUUUAUAUAAAUAAUGUGAGUGACUUGAAAAACAGAUCAUAUUUUUCUGCAUUAU
This is a messenger RNA of Menidia menidia (Atlantic silverside), 1831 nucleotides long. The record is from the annotation of a GenBank genome assembly. NCBI's taxonomy places the organism in Eukaryota, Metazoa, Chordata, Actinopteri, Atheriniformes, Atherinopsidae.